CACUAAUAGUCGAUGAACUUAAGUGUUGGUCACUUUUGUAACUUUAGUGGCAACUGGGGGGAAUGGAGGAUAACUCUUCUCAGUGUCUUCUGAAUUGGUGCAUUGAACAAACCAAAACGUACCCAUAUAUUAAUAUCACUGAUUUCACAUCAUCAUGGAAAGAUGGUCUGGCGUUUUGUGCCUUAAUUCACAAACAUUUCCCUGAUCUAAUAGAUUUUUCGCACUUGAAGUCUGAAGAUGCUGUAACAAACCUUAAGUUGGCGUUUUUCGUUGCAGAAACAAAAUUGAAUAUACCGGUGCCUACAAGACCACAAGUCAUAGUAUUAGAAGAUGUAGAUGAAAAGAUAAUAUUUGAAUACGUUUCUAAGUUGUAUGGGGCAUUAACAAGAAAUUCAGGUCAAUUAGGUUCAGAUAAGCUUUCAGAUAAAAACUUAUCAUAUUUGUGUGAACAGGAAGAGGGACUUCUUAUAUGUGACCUUUGUGGGGAAACUAUAUUUCGUGUCGAGCAGCUGACUGUUUUCAGUAGGAACUACCAUCGUAGUUGUUUUCGUGACAACCAGUUAACUUAUCUUAAAGAGCGGAAUAAAACACUAAAGGGUUCCAACUGUUCUGAUGGUUCACCGCUGACUAAAUUCCCAGUAGCGGAUCCCUUCCCGAUAAGAUUCAGUCCACAAAAAGAAUUGGACACUGUUAGCAAUGGAAAAAGUCAACCAACAUGCAAACCUCCUUCUAGACCGCCACUUCCUGAUGUUUUAAGUAAUAAUGCGUCUCCUGAACUGAAUAGUGUUUUGAAGAUAAAAGCUAAAAUAUCAGCUGACAUAGAACAGCGUAAAAAUAACUCUAAUUCCAAGCAUCAUAACAUCGUUUCUUAUCCUGCUGCUUUAAAUCCGUUCGAAGAUGACUCUUUGUGUGAUCCCAGCUCUCAGCAUGAAUGUACCUAUAAGCCUUACAAUCCAUUUGAUGACGAUUUAUCAGCCUUAGACUCGGAAGAGAUUAAUAUUUCAGAUUCUGACCACUCAAACGUAUUAAGUAUAUCAAACCCUCCAUCUCUGGUAUCCACGCCUAGUAACCAUAUAAACAAGUACAUGGGACAGAGUAACCAAAAUUUUUCCAUGGAAAAAUUAGUCGCAGAUGAAUCAGUCAAUCUUCGGACUGCUCACUCUUCUAUAUAUGAUUUAUCGAGUUUACUCGCUUAUGGUAGUCUGAAUAAAGCACAGUCCUCUUCACUAAGCAGUGAUACAAAACAGUCCUCAAAAUCUCCUCUUAAUGGAUCAAAUGCAAAGAUAAGUAGGUCAGUUAACACCAAAGGGCCUGCCCCACCUAUUCCUGUUUUAUGCCGACGUGAUGUAAGACGCGAUCAGCAAAGCGACUUCAUUCCAUACACUGAAUUACACAGACAACUAUAUGAUAUAAACAAUGAACUUUCCAAUCUGGAACUAUCUGCUCGCGAAAUUCAAACAAGUAUUAAAGAAAUGUCUGAAAAUAAUGAAAGCGUCAAGAGACUAUUGAAAAAGUGGCUCCAUACCGUUGAAUUAAAGGAUAAUCUUUUCAAAAAGGAAUCAGAGUUACUUCAAAGGCUUCGUUGUCAAGAGCUAGAGGAUCGUCAUGCUGAUUUAGAAUAUGAACUACGAACGCUAAUGGCCAAACAAGACAUUCUAAAGACUAAAGAAGAAAAAGCUCGUGAAGAAGAACUAAUUGCUGACUUAUUGUGUGUGGUUGACAAAAGAGCUGAACUUUCAGAAUCCACUGGGGAUUUCAAACCAAAGCAUCGAGCAAGAUCAUCUAGUCGAAGAACCCUCGAAAGUAAAUUCAAACAUACUGCAAACAGCAUAUGAUACGUCUUAUGUUGUGUAAUAUAUAUUAACAAUACAAAUAAGUGUAUAGCUAAAGCGACGAAAAAAUUAAUUAAAAAAGUAUAAACCACAAAAUUACAGUUAACUAUAGGUAACAAUUUAUUUCCAUCUUUUUUUUGUUUUGAAAGGCAAAUAAUGUUUGACAGUAUUACAAAGACUAGUGCCGUAAUUAUAGUAGAGAUGUGUGCUAGAUUUUAACAUUAUUUUAUAAUGAGAUUCUGAGAUUGUUACUAUUCAAAAGAUGGGUAGCUAUAUAUGCACACAAUUGUAUAUUGCACAAUUUUCGAAUCACAUUUACGAAAUGAUUGUGGAUAAUGAUAAUAAUAAAAAUUACAAUAUUAAGAUGAUACGUCGUUUGUUAACGGUGCCGCUUGUUGCAUUUCUUGAUUUAUAACAACUGAUCCUCUAUCGGUCGUUGAUUGUGGAUUAAAAGAAUCAAUAGACGGGAUACAGCCAGUAUCUGUAUUUUGAUUGGCAGAUGAAGUUGACACGGUUGGUAUGCCAACUAAAGGAAAAUGUAUGCCAUGACAGCAGGUAAUGGGAGCACCGCGAAUAUGCCUAUUUGAACAUGGCAAAAUUGAUUUUAAACAUGUAUUAGUAUUUCCCGCAACUGACGUGUUA
Molecule: messenger RNA, 2474 nt
Organism: Schistosoma bovis
Lineage: Eukaryota; Metazoa; Platyhelminthes; Trematoda; Strigeidida; Schistosomatidae
Source: the annotation of a GenBank genome assembly